GCGGAAGUAAACACAUUGCAUGUCGCGUGAGCUCACGCUGCCAUAAUGUAACAUUUAUCUCUUCGUGUUCACCGAUAGCGCUCAAACUACAACGUUCUCAUUCAUAAUCUUACAAUUUAAGAUUUAGGGAAACCUUUUGCAUAAAUUCGAUCAGCCGUCAUGAAGAUUAAGCGACAGAAAAUAGCCAAGAAAACGUUAUCUUUUUACAAAUACAAUUUCAACUUUCGGGAACCUUAUCAGGUUCUUAUUGACGGAACUUUCUGUCAAGCGGCAUUAAAGAACAAGAUUCAAAUCAAAGAACAAAUGCCAAAGUAUCUUAUGGGCGAGGUACAUCUUUGCACCACCAACUGCGCUCUAAAAGAACUGGAAACUCUGGGGAAAGAGCUUGUUGGGGCCAGAAUUAUUUUGCAGAGGUAUCAAGUGAGGAAAUGUGAGCAUAUGAAGAGUCCAGUUCCUGCAUCGAAGUGCCUGCUUUCUAUGCUGGAGGGCACAAACCCGCAUCACUACUUUGUUGCCACACAGGACUACAAGCUGACAACAGGUCUUCAAAAGAUCCCAGGCGCCCCUCUUCUCUACAUCAUCCAAAACACCAUGGUGCUUGAAAAACCCAGCCAGUCGUCGCUGGACCGGGUUCAGGCCAUCCAGAUGGGCCAGCUCGUGAGCCCGGUGGAGCACCAGAGCCUUCGCAGCCUGAAAGAAGAACAGGGCAUUACUAAAAAGGACGGAGACAGACGGGGGACCAAGAGGAAAAGGAAACCGCACAACCCGAACCCCCUGAGCUGCCUAAAGAAGAAGAAGAAGAAGAAGGGGCCGACACCGCCGCUUAAAAGAAUUGAGCCAGGUCAGAAAAGAACUCGGAGCAGACACAAGAAACGUAAUAUAGAAGGUGAGAAUCAUGCUGCCGCACCUUCGGCUAAAAAAUCGGAAUCAAAUUGAAUUAACAAAUGAGAUGUUUGGUUACUAGGGUCAAUUUUGUGAACUUUUUACAACCAUUAUGUGUGAGUGGAAAUAAACUAGUCGGACCUGCUGCAAAAGUUGCGUUCCUACACAAUCGUACCGCUAGAGGGCAGCAGAGGCGCUGUAUUGAAGCAGAAAGUUAUAGUUUGCUGGAAGCAAUAAUAGUCUGAACAGAGAGCUGUAAUAAACCAUCCUAACACCAUGAAGGCUGGGCAACUGCCAUUGUAAAGUUACGACUGCAUUUAGAAAGGUAAAACUUUAACUUGCCUUUACAAUUUUCUACAAAGCCUGAAGAAAUCUGGAAAAGAUUUGUAGUUUAAUACAGUAGGCUUCUUUAUAUUUAUCCAUUCAGCCUGUGGCCAACGCAGUGUUAUCAAUUUAACUGAGGUGAAGAAAAUAUUUUUGAAGUUCUUGGUGUUGUCAGUAUGAUGAAAUGUGCUGUAACAUCCCAUGGAAAAUUUCAAAAAGCCAUCAGAAAUAAACUUUUCCAUCCCUUUGCAAAUCCUUAGGGGGUACACGUCAAA
Syngnathus acus (greater pipefish) is the source of this 1481-nucleotide messenger RNA. RefSeq names its product UTP23 small subunit processome component (gene utp23). The transcript has 3 exons. Gene Ontology annotation, cellular component: small-subunit processome; nucleolus. Bases 160 to 936 code for a protein of 258 amino acids. The record is from RefSeq and is a predicted model, not a curated record. NCBI's taxonomy places the organism in Eukaryota, Metazoa, Chordata, Actinopteri, Syngnathiformes, Syngnathidae. Gene Ontology annotation, molecular function: small ribosomal subunit rRNA binding.